This is a messenger RNA of Epinephelus fuscoguttatus (brown-marbled grouper), 6992 nucleotides long. It is a transcript of the gene adora2b, whose product is annotated as adenosine A2b receptor. The record is from RefSeq and is a predicted model, not a curated record. The transcript is spliced from 3 exons. The coding region runs from base 733 to 1785 and encodes 350 amino acids. Gene Ontology annotation, cellular component: membrane. Gene Ontology annotation, biological process: G protein-coupled adenosine receptor signaling pathway; vasodilation; adenylate cyclase-activating G protein-coupled receptor signaling pathway. Lineage: Eukaryota; Metazoa; Chordata; Actinopteri; Perciformes; Serranidae. Gene Ontology annotation, molecular function: G protein-coupled adenosine receptor activity.
CUUCCUACUUUGACCUCUUAGCAUGAAUUUGCGUCAGCCAGAAGCGGAAGGUAAACAGUAUUCAGCAGUUUAAAUGUGAGUAAAUCGUUCUUCUUUUGCCUCCACUGAGCUCCUGGCCUGCGGGGUAAACUCCGCGAUUUCGGACUGAUUGAAACCAGAUGCAGCCGCGUGUCUAUGAGCAGUGCAGGCGCGAGUGCGUACAGUAUAAACAUGACGGCAUUUACAUUAAACGGAAUGCACGUGGAAGCGUAGUUGGACGAGGUUUAAUUGAUGCGUAAUUACGCGCGGCGGAACGGUUACGCUCGUUUGGGAUUCCACCCUUAUCGCACUUCUUGCAAGCGUGUGUGUGUGUGUGUGUGUGUGUGUGUGUGUGUGUGUUGGGCGUGGCUUCUCUGUGAAAUUGAGGGUUUUUUUCCUCUUCGUUUUUUUCUUCUUGCGUUUCCCCCUUCCACUUCAAAACCGCUGCGUGGGGGGAAGUUGUGUGACACACUGCCUGCGCUUCACAGCUACAGAUGCGCUCCACAGAUAGCUCGCUGUUAAUGUAAAAACAUCCAGAGACGAUGUGCAGGUUCAUGAAGAUGGCUGGUACCGCAGCUCACACUUGUGGAAGAUUCCUGGAUUACAGCAGAAAGACUUCUUUACUCCUCUGGGACUAGAGGUAGCGUUGCGGGUGACCGUGUCUCCUGUUAUGUUCAGCCUGCAGGUUUUAGUCCUUUAACACACUUUGCUGAGAUGAGUCCGUUCUACAUCGUGAUUGAAGUAGUAAUCGCUGUUCUUUCCAUAUCCGGCAACAUACUGGUGUGCUGGGCUGUGUCGAUCAACACCACUCUGAAGAACGCCACCAACUAUUUUCUGGUGUCUCUGGCCGUGGCGGAUAUUCUGGUCGGUUGCCUCGCCAUCCCUUUUGCCAUCACCAUAAGCGUUGGCAUCCGUCUGGACUUCUACGGAUGCCUCUUCCUGGCCUGUUUUCUCUUGGUACUGACACAGAGCUCCAUCUUCAGCCUUCUGGCUAUUGCAAUUGACAGAUACCUGGCGGUGAAGAUUCCUCUGAGGUACAAGGAGUUGAUGACGGGAAAGGCUGCCAGAGAGAUCAUCGCAAUUUUAUGGAUCCUCUCCUUUGUCAUUGGUCUUAUCCCCUUCUUUGGCUGGAACUAUAAGUACUCGAGCUGCAGGAGCAACAGCUCUGCAGCGGAUAACACUACGAACGCUGACCUUGUGGAGGGGCUAACAGGCGGAGGAAACUUACUACAAAGCUGCAGGCUCAGGUGUUUCUUUGAGAGUGUGGUGGACAUGCACUACAUGGUCUACUUUAAUUUCUUUGUCUGCGUGCUGCUGCCACUGCUCAUCAUGCUGGGCAUCUACCUGAAGAUCUUCACAGUGGCCAGGAAGCAGCUGAGACAGAUCGAGCUUAAAUGUGUGGGCAACGGGGACAGCCAUCACCACGGGUUGCUGCAGAAGGAGAUCCGGGCCGCCAAGUCCCUCUCCAUCAUUGUGGGACUGUUCGCCAUCUGCUGGCUGCCUGUCCACAUCCUCAACUGCCUCACGCUGUUUUAUAAGGAGCUGUAUAAACCACCACUUGUCAUGUAUGUUGCCAUCAUUCUGAGUCAUGCCAACUCCGCGGUCAACCCCAUCAUCUAUGCUUACCGCAUCCAGGACUUCAGAAACACCUUCCGCAAGAUCCUGGCCCAACACUUCCUGUGCCACAGAGAGGAGCUGUACCUCAGCUCCAACGGCAGCAGACACAACAGAGACCAGAUCCACAUGACCAUCGACCCUCUGCUAUAGAGAGAGUCGUGACUGGGGCGGAGUAUUAUCUGUCAACUCUGUUGUUUCAGUCUUGAAUUUCAUGUUCACUGAGGUUUAUAAUGUUUACAGAACAAGGGUAUGAUAUGUGAAGAUGAAUCGAUGUCAAAAGCGCCUUGAAUGUGGACAUUUAUUUAUAAAUCAGGGGUCAAGCAGUGAAAUGUUGAAUGGCGAGUCUUAUGUAACUAUUGUAUUGUGAAGGAUUUCUGAUUUAAAAAACAUGUUGAAGCUAACUGGAUUUGUAGGACUGUGAACACGAUCCAAACUACAUUCUAUCAUGCUAUUUAUCAUUCUGAAUCCACCUUGUUUCAACUCCAAACACUCCUUUUUUUGCCCUGCUAUUUUAUAUUGUCAGCAUUAAGUGCCAGUGUUUAUUAAUUUAUUUAUUACAAGAACGUAUCUUUUGAGAAUGUAAAGAUCAAAAAACUUGGUGUGGCUAGAUCUGUACUUGUGGACCUAGAGAGGUACAUUAGCAGUAGUCUGCAUCUGUGGUUAUUUUUGGCUCGGUGGCCCUUUAAUAUGAAUUCAUACUCGUGACCAUCACAGACUCAAUGUACAGACAUAAGUAAAGAUUUUCUUUAUCAGUAUAACAACAUUGUAUAGCAGAAAUCUUCUUGAGCUGUUGCUAUAACUAAGUGCCAGUACUGUCCUGUUGCUGCACCAGUGACUCCUCUACAAAAAAUGUGGUCAGGCAGACAGACACGGGAGUCUACAGAGGGGGGAAAAAGACGGGACUCUUCUACAUACAUGGAGAAUGCCAACAACUAAAUUAGAAUAAAAUAAACAAGAAAGAAAAGAAAUGCUUUGCCUAUUGCAUGAAUAAUCCCCGAUAGUCACAGGAGUCUCAAGAUCAGUUUAUGACUAAGAGCCAGAGAAAAGCAUGAUUUGAUUCAGUCACACAGACUUAUAGGGAUAGUUCAUCUCAAAACCAAAAACACAUGUUUCUCCUCUUACCUGUAGUGCUAUUUAUCAGUCUAGAUUGUUCUGGUGUGAGUUGCCGAGUUGGAGGUAUCAGCUGUAGAGAUGUCUGCCUUCUCUCCAGCAUAAUGGAACUAGAUGGCACUCAGCUUGUGGUGCUUAAAAUGCCAAAAAAACCAACAUGUUUUUCUGCAUCACCGUGCAGAAGGAAGAGUGCAUCUGCUCUUGGACGAGAGGCUUGUGCUUGUGAAAGCAUGAGAUGUACAUAUUAAUGGCGUUCUCCUCAGCUGAUUUGUUACAUUUGCUGGCUCAGUGGCGCUAGGUGAGUUAGCAGUAGAUGCACACUUCCUUCUGUGUGGUGAUACAGUUGGUGGGUGUAGUUGGUGGAAAUAAAACAGUUCCUACAUGAAACUGCUCACAACAAGGUCAGCGGAUUGUCUUGAAUAACCAGGUCGUGAUUUCUGGAAAGAGACAUUGCUGUUGAGUUUUUCACAUGUUUUUUUCAGCACUUCAAACACCACAACCAGAGAGCCAUCUAGUUCUAUUAUAUUGGAGAGAAGGCAGACAUCUCUACAGCUGAUAUCUCAAACACUCUUCAUCUCACACUAAACUGAUUGAUAAAAAAAACACCUCAGUAAGAAAAGAUAUGUGUUUUUGAUUUGGGGAUGAAGUAUCUCUUGAAGAAGUAGUUUAGCAAAACUGUAGUGCUGCUCCAUAUAAUUGCCAUGUUAACAUUUCUUAAGACAGAACUCAGGAAGUGGGAAACUUAUAAUAUCCUUUAAAGAAAAAUGGUGUCUGCACAGGGCAUUUUCAGCUGCUUUGUUACGAGCCAAGAGAUGACACACUAUAACGUAGACAAGCAAAUGUCAUAUCUGAUACUUAAAAUCAAUUUACAUUAUUCCUCAUCACCAAUGUCCUGGUACACACGUAUGCUUGCAUCACGUAAAACACCACUGCUUUGAUUCAGUUGGGUGUAUAUGAAUGUCACUUGCCUCCGGAGUCCAGCUGACAACAUCCCCUCCGCCCUCAGACAGUGUGUCAGCUGGGAUCCUGAGGCUCCCAUCUGCCCUUUUAGUGCAGUCAUUCCCCCCACAAGCUGCUGAAAUCACUGACUGAACUGAGAUGAGCUGUUUCAUUUGAGAAAACAGUUUUGACGGUGAAACACUAAAAUAUGUUGCACUGAGGAUUCGGUUUAAUCAAAAUCCUAAUGAGCCAACACUUAUCCAUCUUAGCUCUAAUCUCUAAUCUUAUCGGACAGACAACUAACUCCAGUAAAACCCCCCAAAAUUAUCUAAUUUUCAAGAGUGACAAAGGUAACACAAAUGGAAUUUUCUCUGAGAGGCAAACUCAACAGUGCACAUAUUCAUCAGCAUGCUAGGUUUAUGCCCGCUGUAGUGACCCAGGUAGGGGGCGUGAGCAAAAAAGGGGGCGCGAGCAAAAAAAUAUGAUAUUUGGUAUUUUGUGUAAAGCCCAAAGGCUCCGCAAGUUGUUGUGCCGCUUUGUUGUAUAACCCUGAAUUUCUGUAACUAGGUGCUUGCAGGGCUUUUCAGACAUGACUGUCACAAAUAUUGAUAAAAGCAAAUACAUUGAGAAGUAAAUAAUAAUUUAAUUUUAUUGUUAAUUAGGGCUGGGCAUUGUUUAAAAAUUUGCAAUACAAGUGCCAGUACCAGUUCCGUUAAAGUGAUACCGAUGCCAGUAAAGUGCUUAAUUCGAUACCUACAAUGUUUAUAAAGUGGUGUGACAUUAUAUCCAUACUUUUGAAUGUUUUGGUUGCAUCUCGGCACAGUAAACUGCCAACUCCAUCAGAUAUAUUGUGCUCGACUUCACCACAGACUUUAUGGGUUGUAGCUGCUGCUGCGGGAGUGAGCUCUGCGCCAGGGACAGUUAGUGAGAGUCCAACAGUGCACACAGUGAUAGGGCUAACUGUUAGCAUUAUAUGGCUAACAUUACCCAACGGUUAUUAAAUGGUUCAACGACAGAGCUGAACCAGAUCGGUGUCUGUAUGAGUUUGCUGGAACUAGGUUAAUGGUGCAGUGUUUGACAUUAGUGCUGCUGCUGUGUUAGCUCAUGCUAGCCAGGCAGACAAACUCAGCACCAGAAGCACCAGAAAGUCUGCUGAUCCGGUGAGGAGUUGAGAACCUGUUUCAGAGUCAGUGUGAGUUUCCUAGGAUUGUUUAACGGCUCAGUGUUGGAUAUUAGCUGCUACUACUGUGUUAGCUUGUGCUAACUGGGCACGUUGAACUUGACCGUUCGAACUGUCCUGACGAUCUGAGAUCAGACCCCCGGCACAAAAAGUUUGAAUGCAGGUAUCGUUUGACUGAAGACGUUUCAAUACUACUUGGUACUGGGUUACUUCAGUUGAUUCCUUGAAGGUAUUGAGUUGCGAUACCCAGCCUUCCUAUUAUUAUGUCUCAGGAUUUUCGAAAGAUUUUAAAAAUCUAAAUUUCGGUAAAUAUUUUGCCAGCUGAUACUCAACCUUUCAACCUCAGUUUCGUAUUAAUACAUUUGUUGUUCCAAAUAUUUAACUCCUAAGGGGUACUGAACUCAUUAAUUCCUCCUCAGCAUUGAAAGGCUGCAUGUUUGGUCAAUGGCGUCUUGCCAAUAACACUUGUCGACUUCUUGCCUCUUCACGGCAUAUUUUGUUUGCCGUUUCGGAUCGCCUGAUAUAAGACAGAAUUGUCAACUCGUUACCCUCAGUUUUCACCCUCAAUGUGACAUCAAAUCUAUUCAAACUGAUUUUCAUCGGGGAGGGCAAUUCAAUUUUCAUUCAUACACUUGAGACCCCGGUAUCCGCCUGAAUCUAACAUCAUUUUAAGUCCACACUGAUGCGCCAGUUUUUGUCCUGGGUUUUAAAAGUGGAGCAAGAUGAAGUAAAACAAACUACAAUGUUGGUCGAUAUUGAGAAGACAAGUUAAUUUAGAACAGCCUCGAUGACAGUGUGUAUCUUGUCUAUAGCGCUCAUCACUGUUAUUAUUACUGCUCAUUGGUUCUAGGCCAUCGCUUGACAACAGCAUUACCUUGCCCCUGGCUAACUGAGACCCCCCGCUGCAUUCACUGGUUGUUUUUUAUUUUAACCAAGAAACAGCUGUUCAUGUCAAGAUGCCAGAUCAAUCAGUCAACUUUAACUCGGUGGAGUGGGCACAUUUCGGAGAAUACUGCAACAAGCAAUGCGCUGAGCACAAACACCUUUGUGCUUGCUCGUAGCGCCAUCUUUGGAGGUCUGCGCCACGGUGUCUCACGUGAGUAUAUAUAAGUCGUCAUAGUUUGAGGGAACACAGCUGCAGCACUGCUUUCCACUGAGUCAAAUCUUAAAGCACCUGAUGCUUUGCCUCUUCUCUGCAGGGCUACAAGGCUUUUUGCAGAAAACAAAAACAGGUCUUGAUGAAUUCAAUCAGAGCAGGGUAAAGUUUUGUUUGGAGUAUCGUAAUUUAUGUGAGGGGGGGAAAAAAAAAACGGUGAAUUUGGUUACCUGAGAGCCAUCACUACACAAAUGAAAACACAUUGCACUGACAUUUUCAAUUAUUUCCCGUUUUGUGUGCUUCAUUGGUGGUGUUGAACCAUGUUGUGUUGGUGUUAAACAAGUGUUCUUCUUAAGUUGCCUCCACUGCUUUACUCUCUCCCCUCAUGUGUGUCCAGUGUACCAACUCUGACUAACUUCAAGGGCUAAAAUACAGGAGUGUGCCAAAGUUUUAGUACAUUCCAAUGGAGACAUCUAUACUGUAACUGCACUGUAACGUUGUAUUAUUGUGUUUGUUGACUGAUGUGUAAAAAUAUAAGUACUGUAGGUGUCCGCCUCUCUACAAUCUAUUGAUUGAUGUCAAACUAUUGCCUUCUUUUGUGAUUUUGAAGUUAAGACAGACAAUAACAAGUUGAUCUAGUUCAACAUUCCUGCCUUUCAUUCCGAAGUAUCUGUCAAUGUGGUGUAGUGUUGUUACUAAUCAGGAGAAACAUCCACUGUGGUCAAACUGAUGUUCAACUUUUCCAGAGGCCGUUCUCUCUUUCAUUCAACAAGACUUCAACUGAUACUGCUAUUUAACAUGAUGCAAUCUGUAUGUACGGUGAAAUAUUUUGUUAAUAAAGGCAAUGUUUAUAUUGUUGUUUAUAUUGGUCAGUCUUUAUUCCUACAUUUUCAAUUUUAUGUUAUAUGACAAUGUAUAAUUACAUUGUUCAUGUUUUUCUAAAGUUGGUUCAGCAUGCAGACGCUCACUGCUCGCAUAUGGAGGAGGGAAAGUGCCAAAAUUGAAAAAAUUAAACAAUUUUUGAUAAAUAAA